Messenger RNA from Staurois parvus, 422 nucleotides. Lineage: Eukaryota; Metazoa; Chordata; Amphibia; Anura; Ranidae. The record is from the annotation of a GenBank genome assembly.
AUGUGCGUCUUUGUCGUCUGCUCACGCUGCUGGGUCUUCCAGUUUUUAAACCUAGGCCUGUGUAUGGCUUCCAGAAUACUGCUGCCUCCACCGCCACCCUGCGCCAUGUGCCUCUGUCGUCUGCUCAUGCUGCUGACGGCUUCCGCUUUUUAAACUAGUCCUGUGUAUGUCUUCAGAAUACUGCUGCCUCCACCGCCACCCCCUGCGCCAUGUGCCACUUUCGGGUCUCCUCACACUGCUGCCAGGUCCAGAAGUGUGUGUCAUGGGUCUCCUGUACGGCCUCCCAUUGCUGCUGGACUUCAUCACCAGACUCUGCCAUGUGCCACUUUCAGGUCUCCUUACACUGUGUGUGGUGGGUUCCAUUUUGUGAUAGGGUGCUGCUAUUGUGCCUUCCAUUGCUGCUGCCCUCUGACCGCCACCCU